UAAAGCAAAUGGAAAUAGCUGGAUUCGAACACAAGAACGCGACGCAGAUUGGGUUACGAGUUACGACCUGAUAGUUAGGGCUAAAUAUCCAUCCGCUCAAUCAGCAGAUUUCUUCAGCUGGUUCAGUUUUUUUUUUACUCUCUCGAGUCUUCCACUAGCAUUCUGUCUUGCGUCCACCUCCUAGUAGAACGAAGUUCAAACUUUGUGAUGGCGACUGAAUCCAAAACCGCUACUGAGGAAGUUAAGAUUGAUCUCUUUGAAGAUGAUGAUGAGUUUGAAGAGUUUGAGAUUAAUGAAGAGUGGGAAGUCAAAGAAGAAGGGAAGGAAAUUACUCAGCAGUGGGAAGACGACUGGGAUGACGAUGAUGUCAACGACGACUUCUCGUUGCAGCUUAGGAGAGAAUUGGAGAGCUAUACCGAGAAGAAAUGAGAAGAAGUUUUGUCCUUAAAUGUUUUCAUCUUCAAGAUCUCAUGUUUUAACCAGGUCUUUUGAUCCCAUGUACAUGAUGGUAUUAUGAAACAUUCUUAGGAGCCUAAAACAUUGUUACCUUUCACAUCAGAACAUUGGAAAAUCGAGACGUUUGGCACCGAAGAAAACUUCGUUUUCUUGUUGGCACGGAACAUGAUCUUCGUUCACGAAUCUUGCUAUGGUUUGCUUGAGAUUUAUAAGAUGUUUCGUUCUGAAUAUUGGCAGGAAUAGAAAACUAAGUUUGUUGUGGGUUUGUUCA
Cucurbita moschata (crookneck pumpkin) is the source of this 727-nucleotide messenger RNA. Its product is annotated as protein DELETION OF SUV3 SUPPRESSOR 1(I)-like. The transcript is spliced from 3 exons. Lineage: Eukaryota; Viridiplantae; Streptophyta; Magnoliopsida; Cucurbitales; Cucurbitaceae. The record is from RefSeq and is a predicted model, not a curated record. Gene Ontology annotation, biological process: double-strand break repair via homologous recombination; proteasome assembly; mRNA export from nucleus. The coding region runs from base 208 to 429 and encodes 73 amino acids. Gene Ontology annotation, cellular component: proteasome complex; proteasome regulatory particle, lid subcomplex.